UCUCUUUGGCUGUGCACCAUAUAUUCAAUGCUCCUUGCAAGGCGGACUGUAUUGAAGUUUUGGGUGUAGCUGCUGUCCAGUCAGGCUUGUUUUAUUUUUUUGUGUUUGUAUCGAUGUUGAUUCCAGCUCGACAUGUCGGACACGUGGAGCAACAUCCAGGCGCACAAGAAGCAGCUGGACUCGCUGCGGGAGAGGCUGCAGCGGCGGCGCAAGGACCCGGCGCAGCUGGCCGCGGAGGUGGGAGGCAGUGCUGAGGGAGCCACAGCCCGGAGUGACAGUCCAGCUCCGUCGCUCCAGUUCCCGGCUCAGGAGGAGACGGAGAAGCCCCCGGACCCCGAGCUGGAGAAGAGGCUGCUGGGAUACCUGUCAGAUCUGAGUCUCUCUCUACCGACGGACUCUCUUGCCAUCACAGACGAACUCAACAGUUCGGAAGCAGCCGUCUCUCAUGGCUGCAUCCAGAGUCUCCUGCUGAAGUUCUCCGCCCAGGAGCUGAUCGAGGUUCGACAGCCCACCUUGGCCUCUUCUACGACUUCCUCCUCCUCCGCUCCCUCCUCCACGCUCGUCGUAGCGGUGGACCACACAAAACUAUGGGCUAUGAUCGGGCCUGGGGCUGGAGCUCAGAGGACUGGAGUCAAGAGGAAAGCAGAGGACCAAAGCCACCACAAAAGAGCGCCAGGCUCCGCUCCGUCUCUUCAGAGCUCUCCCUCUCCGCCGCACACCUCCUCCAUCUCUCUGGCGCCGGCUUCCUCCUCACAGCUGGCGGGGCCGUCCGAUUGGAAGUCGGGGGCGUCGGGGAGCGGGGCGGAUAAGAAGGGCAGGACCAGCAAGAGCCAGUCGUCUCACUUGGACAUGGAGAUCGAGAGUCUCCUGAACCAGCAGUCCACCAAGGAGCAGCAGAGCAAGAAAGUGAGCAGGGAGAUCUUGGAGCUGCUCAACACCAGCACGGCCAAGGAGCAAUCCAUCGUGGAAAAGUUCCGUUCCCGCGGCCGGGCGCAGGUCCAGGAGUUCUGCGAUCACGGGACCAAAGAGGAGUGUGUGCGCUCGGGGGACACGCCGCAGCCCUGCACCAAGUUACACUUCCGGCGCAUCAUCAACAAGCACACAGACGAGAGCCUUGGCGACUGCUCCUUCCUCAACACGUGUUUCCACAUGGACACGUGUAAAUACGUGCACUAUGAGAUCGACAGCCUGCCAGAGAUGGAGGGGGUCCUCCUGGGGCCCCAGGCCGGGGCCACAGAUCUCGGCCUGCAUCAAGGCGACGCAGACAGCAACGUGGGCAAGCUGUUCCCCUCACAGUGGAUCUGCUGUGACAUCCGCUACCUGGACGUGUCCAUCUUGGGGAAGUUUGCGGUGGUGAUGGCCGACCCGCCCUGGGACAUCCACAUGGAGCUGCCCUACGGCACGCUGACUGACGACGAGAUGAGGAAACUCAACAUCCCCAUCCUCCAGGACGACGGCUUCCUGUUCCUCUGGGUCACUGGCAGGGCCAUGGAGUUGGGCCGAGAGUGUCUCAGUCUCUGGGGCUAUGAUCGAGUCGAUGAGAUCAUUUGGGUGAAAACCAACCAGCUCCAGAGAAUCAUCCGAACCGGCAGGACGGGCCAUUGGCUCAACCAUGGAAAGGAGCACUGUCUGGUGGGGGUGAAAGGAAACCCCCAGGGAUUCAACAGAGGGCUGGACUGUGAUGUCAUCGUGGCUGAGGUGCGCUCCACCAGCCACAAACCAGAUGAGAUCUACGGCAUGAUAGAGAGACUGUCGCCCGGCACCAGGAAGAUCGAGCUCUUCGGUCGACCCCACAACGUCCAGCCCAACUGGGUGACUCUUGGAAACCAGCUCGACGGCAUCCACCUCCUGGAUCCCGACGUCGUGGCUCGGUUCAAGAAGCGCUACCCGGACGGCGUCAUCUCCAAACCCAAGAGCAUGCAGUGAUCUCGGGGUUGGGGGACUGUGUUGCCACGGCAACCCAAGAGACUUGCCCGGUCCGGUGAUGGACAAAGACCGUUUUUUUCUUCUUUGUUUUUUAUACCAGUAAAUAAAUUUUUUUUAAAUAAAUACUGCUAACAAGAUACAUUGCCUGUGUCUUAAUGAAAUAAAAUGAUUUGAAGAAAGAA
Molecule: messenger RNA, 2108 nt
Organism: Myripristis murdjan (pinecone soldierfish)
Lineage: Eukaryota; Metazoa; Chordata; Actinopteri; Holocentriformes; Holocentridae
Gene: mettl3
Product: methyltransferase like 3
Exons: 11
Coding region: 133-1926 (597 amino acids)
Biological process (GO): mRNA modification; RNA methylation
Cellular component (GO): RNA N6-methyladenosine methyltransferase complex; nucleus
Molecular function (GO): mRNA m(6)A methyltransferase activity
Source: RefSeq, a predicted model, not a curated record